Cladophialophora yegresii CBS 114405 is the source of this 708-nucleotide messenger RNA. RefSeq names its product methylthioribulose-1-phosphate dehydratase. The coding region runs from base 1 to 708 and encodes 235 amino acids. The record is from RefSeq and is a predicted model, not a curated record. Gene Ontology annotation, molecular function: methylthioribulose 1-phosphate dehydratase activity; metal ion binding. Lineage: Eukaryota; Fungi; Ascomycota; Eurotiomycetes; Chaetothyriales; Herpotrichiellaceae. Gene Ontology annotation, cellular component: cytoplasm. The transcript is spliced from 3 exons.
AUGGCAGAUCUGGGAAACGAGCACCUGGUACAAUCGGAAGACCCUGAGCACCCUGCAAACCUGAUUCCCAGGUUAUGCAAACAAUUCUACACUCUUGGAUGGGUCACUGGCACUGGCGGCGGCACCAGCAUUCGCAAAGAUGAACAUGUCUACAUUGCUCCUUCUGGAGUCCAAAAAGAACUCAUGAAAUCUGAGAACAUGUUUGUGCUCAAAUACCCGACACCCAAGUACCCUCCCUCUGCUCGACAGUACAUUCGCAAGCCUCUGGAUCUGAAGCCAUCCGCGUGCACGCCCCUGUUCCUUGCUGCGUUCGAACGUGGAGCUGGCUGCUGUAUCCAUACACAUUCUCAAUGGGCGGUUCUUGUCACUUUACUUGUCGAGAAAUUGUUUGGCAGGAAGGCGUGUUUCGAAAUUAGCAACAUAGAGCAGAUCAAAGGCAUACCAAAAGGACCGGGAAAGGGCAUGCUGGGAUUUCAUGACACCUUGCGAAUCCCCAUCAUCGAGAACACUCCUUUCGAGGAGGACUUAACGGAGUUCUUAGAGAAGGCCAUGGAGCAGUAUCCGGACACGUACGCGGUGCUGGUGCGGCGGCAUGGAAUCUACGUCUGGGGUGAUAAUGUCGCCAAAGCCAAAACGCAGUGCGAGAGCUUGGACUACCUGUUCCAGCUGGCUGUGGAGAUGCACAAGCUGGGUUUGCCAUGGACCUGA